UCAGCAGGCUAACUACUGUACCGGCAAAGCCAGCUGAUCCCUUCCCCAAUUCCGGCCACUCGAAAAAUGGCGGAGAUCGCCGGCGACGAGACCCCACCGCUACCUUCGUCUUCCGGCGCCGAGGAAUCCUCUCUCCUCUCGUCCCCUCCCUCGCCCACCGCCACCAGCGGGGACGAGCCACCGCCGCGCACGAGGAAGCCCGGCACGAAGCGUCUCGUCCUCACCGCCUCGGUCCUCCUCUCCUUCCUCGUCGGACUGCCCUUGCUGCUCAAAUCCACCGAGAUCCACCGGUCGCCGCUGCCCUCCGAUGCAAUCGCCGACCUGUCCCGCCGCCUCCAGUCGCACCCUCCCUCCUUCCCCUGCGGUCUCCACGCGGUCUUCCUCCGGUCCGGCCCUGGCUCCCCCGUCGCCUCCCUUGCCGAUCAGCUCGAGCGGGCAAUCUCGACCCAGCACCACCUCCUCCCCGCGUCUUCUACUGCCGGGAACAUCUCCGUGUCAGUCACCGUCCAGUCGGACGGUGGCUGCACCAGCAGCGCGGCUGCCGCUUCGCCUUGGCGAUGCGGCUUGGUGAGCGCUGCAGACUCGUUCCAUGAUGAUGAGGUGUUCGAUGAAUUGCUGCACUCUGCAUUGGGUGGUGGUGAUGGGGAUGGGAUGAAGGUUUACACUAUUGUCAUUGCUGAGGAUGAUGAUGGAAAGGGGACGAGGGUUGUGAUUGGAAAGCACCGUCAUGCUUGGGUUGUUGGGAAGGUCGAUGAGGCCGAGGCUGUGUCACUUAUUAGCAAGGUGUUCAUCAAGUAUUUCAUGAAUGGCGGUAUUGAAGAGGGUGAGACAGGCAUUGGGAAAGGCGAGUUCAUGCCAGUUGGUUCAGAUGGGAAUGUUGUUCUUUCAUUCAGCUUGUUGAAUGCUGAUCCAAAUGAUUGGGUCUAUGAUUGGGAGUUCAAAAAUAUUGGCGAGAGAAUCCUUACUCCUGUGGUCGAGGCCCUGCGACCAGUUGCUGAUAUCAAUAUAGAGAGUCAGGUUCUCUACCACACUCCGAAGUCGUCCUAUUCUUAUUCUGACGAUAAAUUGGGGGGCAAUGUCCUUAGUAUGGGAGACAUUCCUUUCUUUGUAAACUCAAAUGAGUGGCACUUGGAUACAUCGAUUUCAGCUACAGGACGAUCAAAAGUUCUUCAGUUUGUGGUGUAUAUUCCAUCUGCAAGGGAAUGCCCUUUGUAUUUGCAGCUUCCAGAUGGGGAGCUUUCGAAAACUAAUGCAUUUAUUUCCCCAAUGUGGGGAGGUGUUGUUAUUUGGAACCCACCAGGCUGUUCACUUGGUUCAAAGAAGGCGCAUGGGACUCGGAGACAAAUGUCAUCACAGGAACUUAUGGAGACUCUGGAAAUCUUCAUUGGGCAGCUAAGACAGUUAUUUGGUCUAAAACCAAACUAUCAUGCACAAGGCAUGGAUGUGGCAACUAAAUUCCUAGUUAGUGAAAAGGGGUUUGCGCAAUGGGAAUUGGAUUUACUAUACAGACAUCAUGCAUGUUCCAACCUUUUGUCAUGUGUCGCCACCUUGGAAUCUCUUUCCAGCUUGGUCCAAUCGCUCCCAAGAAUGAUUGUUAUGGAUGAAAUUGGGAGGCAGGUAGAGCUUUCACUUGAAGCCGCAAGCUUAGCUCAAAGGAACGCCACUCUUGGAAUAGGUGACUCUUCUGCAGUGUCUGCAACGAGAGCAAGGGCUUUGGCUGAGGACGCAUUUUUCCAUCCGUCCAUUAUGUCAAUCAGUUAUGCUUCCGUGGAGCACUACUUCGCCAUUUACAUGCCAUUCUUUGCGCCAGUGUGCUUGCAUGUGCUGCUGGCGGCGAUCAAAGAGCUGAAACGCUACAAGGUGGAGCGGGCCAAGUACUCGGCGUUCCUCGCCUCCCAGUCCCAGGCGACGACCUCCUGAAGUCUUUGAUCCAUCCAUCAAUCCAUCAUCGGUGACAGGCUGCAAAGCAUCGCUGGCUUUCUUCACGCCUGGUAUCGUCAUCGAUCAUCCCACGGAGUUUGACAGGUGACGGAAGGUAUGGUAGAUAGUGGCAUCCUAGGCAGGCGAGUAGGAGGGGGUCUAGUCUACCUGCGCGCGUGUAAACCUGUAACUUAUUACAGUAUGUGGUAGAUCUUGCUUAUAGUCCGGGGCCGAGGACCCACAUUUUGUUCGUAGAAGAAUACUUGCCCUCUCACAUGAAGAAAUCCGUGUCAAUUUCCAAGUUC
Messenger RNA from Triticum urartu, 2225 nucleotides. Its product is annotated as GPI transamidase component PIG-S-like protein. Gene Ontology annotation, biological process: attachment of GPI anchor to protein. NCBI's taxonomy places the organism in Eukaryota, Viridiplantae, Streptophyta, Magnoliopsida, Poales, Poaceae. The record is from RefSeq and is a predicted model, not a curated record. Gene Ontology annotation, cellular component: GPI-anchor transamidase complex.